Molecule: messenger RNA, 4207 nt
Organism: Melitaea cinxia (Glanville fritillary)
Lineage: Eukaryota; Metazoa; Arthropoda; Insecta; Lepidoptera; Nymphalidae
Gene: MED23
Product: mediator of RNA polymerase II transcription subunit 23
Exons: 18
Coding region: 60-4100 (1346 amino acids)
Biological process (GO): regulation of transcription by RNA polymerase II; positive regulation of gene expression
Cellular component (GO): mediator complex; transcription regulator complex
Source: RefSeq, a predicted model, not a curated record
ACUGUCAAUUGAGUUUGUUGUUUGGUGUGUGUAUGUGAUUUUUCAACAUUCGAGAAAUUAUGUUAACAACAACCAAUUUUAUUUAUACGAUGGGCGAUUCUCAAGUUGCCAAUAUUGUGAAUGAAAUUUUGCGAGUGGAAACAGUAGAAGAAGCAUUCAGCUGUUUUUUGGUGCACAAACAAGAACAAGAAAAUGAGAGGUUAUCUGUAUAUCAAAAGAAAUUGUGUGCUAUCAUGAGUACUCCUAGUGCAGAACUGCAGGAUUCUGCUAUACGUCAAUAUUUGACUCUGACUGCAGUUCUCACUAAUAGAUACAAAAUGAAACAACUGUUGGGGCUUUUAGAAAAUUUAGUAAAUAAUAAUGUUCUUCAAGCAAGAAUGUUAUGUGACUGUAUACUAACAAGCGAGAAGCUUGUUUAUAAAAAUAGUGAUUAUUGGAUUGAAUGUUUUAAUUUGAUCAGAAGAAUUAUUGGUGGUGUUGACUAUAAAGGUGUUCGAGAAAUAAUGAAGGUUUGCCGUGAAAAAGCUCAAACACUGCCUGUUAGAUUAAACUCGAGCACCAUGCCACAAAUGAAAGCACUGUAUAAUGUGAUUGAAUAUAUCUUCGACCGUAAUGCUUCGCUACUGCCAGCGUACUUUAUUGUUACAGAGAUACAAAAAGACUAUCCUGAUAACAACCACUGGCCACACUGGCAACUCGCAAAACUUCUUACAACAUUUGUUGAAAGUUUUAAACCAUGUGCUCAAAUGGUGUCCAUAAUUGGUCACUCACAAAUGCUUUCAGUGGUUGAAUUUUCUGGAUAUGCUGAUCACCUUAUCAAUCCAUGGAGAUUAGACCCUAUAACUUUAAAAUUUACUUUAAAAGGAAAUUUGCCUUACGAUGAAGAAUUGUUGAAACCACAAAUAGCUCUACUGAGACAUGUUUUACAACAACCGUAUUCUAGAGAUAUGAUGUGUUCAAUGUUGGGUUUACAAAAACAACACAAACAGCGUUGUAUUGCUUUAGAGGAUCAAUUGGUUGAACUAAUGAUUUUACCGAUGGAGAGAAGUGAGCAAGAAAAUGAGGAUGAUGAGAUGUCUUCCACUCACUGGUGCUGGCUACAUUUAUCGUCUCAAGUUAUAUAUUUGAUACUUAUAGGUUUUGCAUCAUUUCCUAAUAUUGUUAUGGGUCUUCACAACAAACUGAUAGGUUACGAUUUGAAGAAGGGUCGAGAUCACCUAAUGUGGGUUCUCCUGCAGUUUAUAUCUGGAAGUAUACAGAGAAAUCCGCUGUCUAACUUCUUACCUAUCAUCAAAUUGCAUGAAUUGCUUUAUCCAGAAAAAGAACCUCUUCCGGUUCCUGAUUGCACAAGAGCACACUGCACACACCAAAUGGCCGUUGUUUGUAUAUGGAUGCAUUUAAUCAAGAAAGCUGAAUCCGAACAUAAAACAAUGACAAUGCCUCAAAAUCUGAAAGUUCAAUAUGAAUUUCUACAACAUCUAAUGACUUCAAAUAACACACCUACCUUAAUGGGUUCGGAUUACAGAAUAGCUUUACUAUGUAAUGCCUAUUCAACCAAUCAGGAGUAUUAUUCCCGCCCGAUGGGUAUAAUUAUAGAGACAUUGUUCGGAAGUCAGAAAGCAAUGCCAAAUGGAAAUCCAGCUACACCAUUGCCAACUGUUCCACUGUCGAUGUGUAUAUUAGACAGUUUGACUUUACACUGUAAAAUGUCUUUAAUACACUCUAUUGUUACUCACGUGGCGAAACUAGCUCAAAAUAAGACCAAUAUACCAGGAAGUAAUAUGAUGGCACCGGCAUUAGUAGAAACUUACAGUCGUUUGCUUGUUUACACUGAGAUAGAAUCGUUAGGUAUAAAAGGAUUUAUAAAUCAACUACUGCCGAAUGUAUUUAAAUCCCACGCGUGGGGCAUUCUGCAUAACCUGCUGGAUAUGUUCUCAUACCGGAUCCACCACAUCCAACCCCAUUACAGAGUGACUCUUCUAUCGAAUAUCCACUCGCUUGCAGCUUACCCCCAGGCUAACCAGAAUCAACUGCAAUUAUGCUUCGAAAGUACGGCACUAAGGCUUAUAACCAGUCUUGGUAGUUCGGGGGUACAAUUGCAAAUGUCAAGGGUCGUCUCGGAGCCAAAAUCUCUCGUUUCUAGCGAGAGUGAAGAGCUCAACCGAGUUCUCGUUCUCACUCUAGCAAGGGGGAUAUACAUGACUGGAGCUGGUAAUGACGGUGCAGCAGUUAAAGAGCUACUCACUACAAUAAUGACGAAUACGCCUCACCUGUGGUCUCAACAUACACUACAGUGCUUCCCACCUGUCCUAGUGGAGUUCUUUUCACAAAAUCCAGCGCCGAAGGAAAACAAGCAGUUGCUCAAGAAAUCCGUAGAGGAAGAGUAUCGCAAGUGGACCUCAAUGGCCAACGACAACGAUAUCAUAUCACACUUCUCCGUGCCCGGGACUCCUCUGUUCCUUUGUCUCUUGUGGAAGAUGAUAUUCGAGACGAACAGAAUCAAUCCUAUUGCUUUCAAAAUACUAGAUCGUAUCGGCGCCAGAGCGUUAUCCGCGCAUCUUCGUAAGUUCUGCGACUAUUUAGUCUUCGAAGUGACGAAUCCUGCAGGCGGCCCACAUAUAAACAAGUGUGUGGAUGCGAUCAACGACAUAAUAUGGAAGUACAACAUAGUCACAAUUGACAGACUUGUUUUGUGCCUCGUACUCCGUCCGAAUCCAGACGGUAAUGAGAGUCAAGUGUGCCUCUACAUCAUACAACUAUUGUUGUUGAAGGGCUGCGAACUAAGAAACAGGGCACAAGACUUCGUCAAAGAAAACUCGCCUGAACACUGGAAGCAAAAUAACUGGUACGAAAGACAUUCAGCUUUCCAUCGUAAAUACCCAGAAAAGUUUGCCCCGGAAGAAGCAAGCGGGACCUAUGUUGGUCCUAUACCAGUUUAUCUAAGUAACGUAUGUUUGAGAUUUAUUCCGGUUAUGGAUAUCGUAGUGCAUAGAUAUUUAGAGAUUCCGCAAGUUAGCAAGAAUUUGGAGCAGUUGCUGGAACACUUGGGAUACUUGUACAAGUUUCAUGAUCGUCCAGUAACUUUCCUGUACAACACUCUCCACUAUUACGAGUCGAAGUUGCGUGACAAAUCUCUCUUGAAGCGCAAAUUGGUCAACGCAGUAUUGGGCUCUUUAAAGGACGUUCGCCCAUCCGGCUGGGCUACCUCAGAGACAUUCCAGACUUAUCUAGCUAAGAACGACGUUGACGCUACCAGCUGGGCACCAGAUUUGAAUUAUUAUUUGAGCUUAAUUAACCGUAUGGUUGACACAAUGAUGGGCACUUCCCACUUUCCAAAUACUGAUUGGCGUUUCAACGAAUAUCCGAACCCGUCCGCACAUUGCCUUUACAUAACUUGCGUUGAAUUGAUGUCGUUACCGGUAACACCAAAUGUCGUCGGUAACAAUUUACUCGACGUCGUGACAAAGGGUUUUGUGGUUAUCCCGCCAACCAAAAUUCAACUCUGGAUUAACGCUAUAGGUAUCAUAAUGGCGGCACUACCUGAUCCAUAUUGGUCGGUUAUCCAUGAUCGUAUUCUGGAAUUAAUAUCUAGUACGGAAAUGGUGGAAUGGUCUUACCAACAUACACCGUUCCAGUUGUUUAAUUUAACGACCACGAAUGACGCCAUGCUGGAGAAUAAGUACAGUUUGACGUUGGCUCUAGCUCACGCUUUUUGGUACCAUGCGGGCGCGGGACAAAUAAUGCAGGUUCCUACAUUCGUCAAGGAUAAAUUAUCUCCCGAGAUUCGUACAGAAAUGCAACUGAUUUUCCUGUGUCAUCUUGUUGGACCAUACUUACAGAGGUUUAAUUCAGACUUGUCAAGGGCAGUGAUGGAUAUCACAUUGUCAUUGUAUGAGCUGUUGGCUCAUAUUGAUAAAACGCAACCACACUUGGAAUAUAUUGAUCCGAUAUGCGAUUUGCUAUAUCACAUUAAAUACAUGUUCGUUGGUGACACAAUGAAGACCGAAGUCGAGACUGUCAUUCGCAAGUUGCGUCCCGCUCUACAGAUGCGUCUGAGAUUCAUUACGCAUCUCAACGUGGAACAAAUAAACACCGCCUAGCAGAACGACUACUACAGCUACACGCCUUCGAGCUCCAGUUCGAGUUCUGAGUGACAGGGGUAGUUCUGUAGUGAUGUACAAGUGACUUAAAUUGUUUAAAAGUGAGC